This is a messenger RNA of Mizuhopecten yessoensis (Yesso scallop), 5612 nucleotides long. Its product is annotated as carboxy-terminal kinesin 2-like. Lineage: Eukaryota; Metazoa; Mollusca; Bivalvia; Pectinida; Pectinidae. The transcript is spliced from 15 exons. Gene Ontology annotation, molecular function: microtubule binding; microtubule motor activity; ATP binding. The record is from RefSeq and is a predicted model, not a curated record. The coding region runs from base 80 to 2308 and encodes 742 amino acids. Gene Ontology annotation, biological process: microtubule-based movement.
UCACACGUCUGUUUUUGGCUCAUUUUUUGAAAGGACAAAAUUCGACGAAUUUCUUAUUUCAGCGACAGUAUCGACGAUAAUGAGCCAGCUGAAGAGGCCAUUAGCAACACUAAAUGGUACAGGUAGUAGGCUGCCACGAUUACCAGUACCAAAAAGCUCCUCUCUGAGGAUGCCUGUGCCAUUGAAGAGAACGAGGAGUCCAGACGAGUUGCCAUCAGAAAAAAGGAUAUGUCUGGAAAACCGAUCCUCAACAGGUUCAAAUUCAAGUUCCUGCAGUGUUUCCAGUGUAAGCUCACAAAAAUCGGGAUCAAAUCUUCGAUCCCAAACAUCUGGAUCAAGUCUCCGUUCACAAACAUCGGGAUCAAAUUUACGAGCAAACAAAUAUGUUUUGAAUAAACCUAAAGCUGUGCCAGUGAAACCUCAACCCGCAACCAGGGCUGCUCCUUCCAGGACUGGACUGACAAGGUCUAAUUCUGUUGUAGUAAAGUCAGCAAUCAAACCUGUUGUUACAAGAACUACAAUGGUUUCCCGAGGAGGUCCACCUGCCUCAACCAGAAACAGGACAACAGGAUCUUCUGGUCAGCAAGCACAAAAGGCUCCAGAAAGUAGUGUUGGUGGUGGUGGAGGGAAGAAGCGUCAAGCAUGGGACUUAAAAGGGCGCUUACAGGACAUGGAGUUAAUCCUCAGAGAGCAGAAAAGCUCCAGUUCUGAUCUGAUGAUGCAACUCCAGAGCAACAAUAACCGCAUCUUCUCCUUGGAGAACCAGAACAGCCACCUUUCUGGUACAGUGGCCCAAAAGGAACAGGUUGCCACGGCUGCCUCUGAGGAGAUUUCAUUCCUAAAGAAACAGAUCAGGGAAGAGGAAGAAAAGUUUGAUGGUAUAAGAAGAAAACUGCAGGGAGAAAUCAGUGAUCUGACUUUCUUGAAAGAAACACUAGACCGUCAAAAGCAACAGUUAGAUGGUGAAGUCACUGCUGCUAAUGCCGAGAUCAAUGGCCUCAAGACGACUGUAGCUCAGAUGACUUCUGCUCAAGCUGGCAUGUCUGCUGAGUUAGAGGCAACAAAGGUUUCACUGGAGGCUGCCAUGAGAGAAGGCAGACAGAAGGAUGAGGAGAUACGCAGACUAAAAGGAGUUGUCAGGUCACAAGAGGAGACCAUUGAGGAUUUCAAUGCUAAGUUCAGGGAACAUGAGACAGCACGGCGUAAACUCCACAACACCAUACAGGAGCUGAAGGGUAACAUUCGUGUCUUCUGUCGUGUGCGCCCUCUUCUGGGGGACGAAUGUUUGGGUAACAAUGGAGACGUCCAGCACAUGAACUUCCCUGACGUGGACCAAAAGGUCCUGGAGCUGGAGAAAAUCGGAGACAUGGCCAUGAACGAGAGUUGUCUGGCAGCAAGUCGACGAGGGAACAAAUUUGAGUUUUCGUUUGACAGAGUUUUUCAACCAUCUUCUUCACAAGCUGAGGUGUUUGAAGAGAUUUCACAAUUAAUACAGAGUGCCCUAGAUGGAUACAACGUAUGUAUAUUUGCCUAUGGACAAACAGGUUCCGGAAAAACCUAUACCAUGGAGGGAGGAUCAGUUAAUGAUCCAGAAAGUCAGGGGAUGAUCCCUAGGGCUGUUGUUCAGAUCUUCGAGAGCAUUAAGGAGAUGGAGGCAAAAGGAUGGAAGUACAAUAUGGAGGCGUCUUUCCUGGAAAUUUACAAUGAAACAAUCCGAGACCUGCUAGGGAAUGGCAAAGAUGAGCUCAAACAUGAGAUCAAGCUGACAGGAAUGGGCAGUAAUGAUGUCAUUGUGACUAACCUUACCCUUGUCACAGUGGAAACAGACACACAGAUCACCUCUUUGCUGAAGAAAGCCUCACACAACAGAGCUGUUGCAGAGACCAAGUGUAAUGAACACUCGUCCCGGAGUCACAGUGUGUUACGACUCAAACUGACCGGAGAAAACUCACUCAGUGGAGAGGCUUGUGUUGGAACUCUAAAUUUAGUUGACCUGGCAGGGAGUGAAAGACUGAAGGAAUCGGGGUCAGAAGGUCAGCGACUGAAGGAGACUCUCAGUAUCAACAAAAGCUUGAGUACUCUAGGAAAUGUCAUCAUGGCCCUCGGUAACAAGGAUAACCAUAUUCCCUACAGGAACUCCAAGCUGACGUAUCUUCUUCAGAACUCACUGGGUGGUAACAGCAAAACCCUUAUGUUUGUCAACGCCUCCCCCAAGGAGGAAUGCUUUCAGGAAACACUCAACUCCUUACGUUUUGCAACCAAGGUGAACCAGUGCAAUAUUGGUACUGCCCAAAAGAAAUCAAAAUGAAAAGAUGGGGAAGACACAAGGAACGUUGUUAGGUAUGAGAGGAGAGUGGAAGAGUAUGAGAGGAACGUUGUUAGGUAUGAGAGGAGAGUGGAAGAGUAUGAGAGCUAGAGUGCUGUAGUUUUAUCUUUGUCAAUGAUAUUACACUUGUAUCUGUAUAAUUGUUGAAGAGUACAUAUAAAUAUGAAUACGUUUUUUUAUGUCUUGUUCGCUUUGUCAGAUCUUUUUAACAAAUUUUUAUAUGAUAAAGAUUAGUUCUGAUACCAAGCUAGUUUCAACUUCUAUAUUAAUAUUUUUAUAUAGGUGAUUUCAACAUGAAGUAGGAUUAUUUUUGGAAUUCUCCCAUCUGCUGAAAUAGUAUUCCUACGCUGACAAAAUAAUAUUAGCUGAAAUUUUCAUGUCAACAAUUCUUAGUUUGUAAAUAGAGAAAUAUUUGUAAUUUAUUUGGAUUACUUUUCUAUUAAUACAUAAUCAUCAUGAAGAGUAAGACUCCACUGUGUUACCAUUAUGAACACUUGGUCCAUUAACUUCCCUGAAUCUCAACGUGAUGAGGAGCCACCCACAGACUUGUAUAUCACUGCCCCCAUUGUCUAUACAAUACAAUAUGCAUUCUUCUUCCCUCACUCUACCAGAAUUUUAUGAAGGUGGGGUAAAAAGUUCAUUUUAUUUCCUGUUUUAAUAUGUCUGAUGAUUUUAAUUAUAGUCAAUUACAAGAGGAAAUGAAUAAAUUAUAAAUGGUAUCUAGGUCUCGAGAAGAAGUGAAUUCUACUAUAUCAAUAUUUUAUAUCAAAGUUCAGGGCCAAAUAGUUUUGUAGCUCACUGAUUAUUUAAAGUAUGUUUAUAAGGAUUAUCAGGUCAAUUUUCUUUUUAUGAGGAGGGGGCUUAUGACGUGUCAAAUUUACUAUUUACUGUGUCUACUGACAUAGACAACUGGUAUGCACAAGUUUUUAGUUGUUUUAACCAGUUUAAAAAAGAGAAAUAAUCAGAGCAUAGUUAAACAUGUGUUUUUUAGCUCACCUGUCCGGAUUGGCUGUAUUGGUAUUGAAAUUAGUUGCUGUCCUUUGUCCCAAACAUUCUCUUUAAAUGACUUCUCAUGAACCACUUCAUGCAAGAUCAACCACAUCUUUAUUUCAGAAAAUGCACUGGCCCCAUUUGAGGCAAACAAGCGGUAAAAUUUGUUGCAUCUCAAAAAUCUUACCAACCCCGUAGUUUUAUUUUGCUAUUCAUCAUGCAGUAACCUUAGUAUAUGUUCAACAAAGUUCGCAAAGGAAAGUAAACCAGACACUAGGAAGCACUUUGCAACACAUUGUUUAAUACUUGAGUGUUAAAAACUUAAAUGCUCAUACAUCUUGGCCCUGAAAGAAUGUAUUGUUGCCCAAUAGAAUAUAAGAAAAGUUAUUUGGGCAGAAAUUUGCAAAGAGCUUGCUAUAAAAGUUGUGAACAUAAUCUACUUUCAAGGUCAAAGACGGACCCCUUAAAUCAGUUGAGUGUGUUCAAGCCCCUCGGGCCUCUUGUAUUUUUAUAAUGACAGUGAAUUGGCUUUUUCUUGAUGACCUAGUGUAAGUGGUUCAUGUGCCUACUGUGUGUUUGAUGAAUGGGAGAUGUGUUAUUAAUAUAUCACUUUGUAUAACAUUUCAUAGUCGAUUAUCAUAACUUGCGAUCUUUUUUUCUUGUUGAGUUAAAAUCAGAAAGGCAGCUUUUGUAAUAUGCAUAAGAUGUUCAUAAUGAAUAUGUGCCGAUGUCUUGGAGAGUAAUUGAAAAGUUUGAAUUGUAGCGAUAUAUCUCUGGCUGCCCUCUCUGUAUGGAGGGAAUUGAUUGUUACACCUUUGCAAAUACAUCAUUUUAUCAUGUGAUUUUCUGUUAUAUUCAAGAAAAGAGAGAGAGUUGUUUCUAUUUAGAUCAGGGAUGCAUUGCUUCUAUAGGUGAUAGGAAUUUUCUGUACAUGUUGCAUUGCCUUUGUAUUUAUAUCAAUAGUCAACUUUGAAAUACUGGUACAAUAUCUAUGUGUAUUUAGCUGAUCAUUGAGAAAGGAUCAUUCAUUGUAUCCAUGCUAGCAUUGCUACUUACCUAUUGUAAGGUGAAGGACUAGACUCUUUGUCCUUUGUUCUUUAAUUGUUCUUUCUUUCUUUCUCUCAUUCACUACACUUUUUCUGUCAGAAGUCUAUUUUGUUUCUGUCUUUGCUUUCUCUCCUUUUGUGUCACAUUUUCUUUCUUAACAAUAUUUUAAGAUAUGUAUGUUUGUAUGGGAUAAUAAUAUGAAACACAAUUUGUCCUUUUAAUUAAACUAGGUAUAGAAGAAAUAAGGCCUGAGGAAUUGCUUGAUAAGAAUAUCUUCAGCAAGGUUUACCUAGUAAUACAUGUAAUCUUACAUCAUGUGAUUCCAAUCAUCUGAUAUAGCUUUUACACAAUUAAUGCUUUUAAUACUUUGAUAGAAAAUGAAUGAUUUUUUGCCUGAAUGUAAAGAGAUGUUUUGAGAUAUAUAGAUAGAUUAUAGAAAUUGAAAUAUUUGAGAAUAUUGUAAGAUCCCUGCUAGGAACAUUCAGGCAAGUUUAGUGUGAUUAAGUAACAUGCUACAAUAACAUCCUAAAUAAAGCAGGAUUAUAUGGCAAUAUAUCCCAUUUAUAGAAUACAGUAUGCCACACAAAAAGUUAUUAAUAAAAAAUGUUUUUAGAGGAGGGGGGGGGGGGGAAUUAAUUUGGAAUGUUGUGUCCGAAUCGAUUACUAAAGAAUGUUGAAUGUAUUCAAUGUAAGUAUCAGUUUAACCCACAACAAGUUUUUGUUUAGCAAAAUAUCAGUUUGCUGGCUUGCUAUAGCACUGUGAAACAAAAGAGAUAAUUUGGAUGGAAAAUCCUGUCACCAACUAGUAAAAUUAAGUACACCUUAUGUACAAGUAAAAAAUGGACAAAGGGAAGUUCUAAAUACUAUCAAAUUCCAUGAAACAGAUUGUUUUCUUAGGUAACUUGAUGUGUCAAGCAAGCUAUAGUAUUAUUAAGAAUUGUGAAAAUCAGUUGGGUGGGACAGAGUAUCUGUAUUUUACUUUGUAUCUUGCAAGAUGUUGCCUUUAUCAUAUAGUUGAUCCAUUUAAUUCUUGGAUCAAUAAAAAAAAAAGCUAUGGCACAUUUCAAUAACUUUUUUGGUUGUUUUUAUUAAAAUUUGGAGAUCAUCAGUAAUAUUGAUCUUUCCACUGUUAAUUUGAGUAUCAUUUAUCACAUGUACAUCAGCAUGUUUAUGUAUAUAUAUCAGACUUGUGUAUGUUUUAAGGAUAACUAUGCUGCAAUUUUAGGAAUAAAUUCAUUUAUCAGUAAAA